CCAGAGCAAAACCCCGCACGAAGCAACCAGAGCAAACCGCCUGUGGCUCGUCGUCAUUCACUAGAGGCUAGAGCAUGCACGUUGCUGCGACGCGACUUGCCGCCGUCUCUGCUCCGCAUCCCCUCCACCUCGCCCCGACCCUCCUCCUCCUGCUGCUCCUCCUCGGUUCCGCGCCCCUCGCGAUCGGAGCCAUGGCCGGCCACGUCCUCGGCGGGCCGCGCGAGAACCCCGCCGCCGCUAACAGUGCGGAGACCGACGGGCUCGCCCGCUUCGCCGUCGAGGAGCACAACAAGCGCGAGAACGCGCUGCUGGAGUUCGUGCGGGUGCUGGAGGCCAAGGAGCAGGUGGUGGCCGGCACGCUGCACCACCUCACGCUCGAGGCCAUCGAGGCGGGCAGCAAGAAGGUCUACGAGGCCAAGGUCUGGGUCAAGCCCUGGCUCGACUUCAAGGAGCUUCAGGUGUUCCGCCACAAAGGGGACGCCACCGCCUUCACCAACGCCGAUCUUGGCGCCAAGAAAGGUGGACAUGAGCCCGGUUGGCGUGAUGUGCCUGUACAUGAUCCUAUAGUCAAAGAUGCUGCAAACCAUGCUGUGAAAUCAAUCCAAGAGAGGUCAAACUCCCUGUUUCCAUACGAACUUGUUGAGAUCAUUCGCGCAAAGGCAGAGGUUGUGGAAGACUUUGCAAAAUUUGACAUUCUGAUGAAACUGAAGAGAGGUACCAAGGAGGAGAAAAUCAAAGCUGAGGUCCAUAAGAACCUGGAAGGGACUUUCGUGUUGAACCAGCAUCAGCAGGUGGAGCAUGAUGAAUCCAGCAGCCAGUGAACUUUUGAUGUAACGAGCCGUAAUAAAGAGAGAACGUGUUCACUCUAGAUAUCAUCUGGAUAUCAUGUAUUCCAUACUGGUCCUUGUUCUGGGUCUGGAAGAUUGGUGUCCUCUGGUCCUCGUUGCUGCUAUUGCGAUUAUAAGCAUCUGAACUUGUAACUUUUCUCGUGGGCGACGGCUCUUGUUAAUGUGAAAUCCUAUAUUGAAAUAUGAUAAGUCAUCGCUCCGGUUACUUA
Phragmites australis (common reed) is the source of this 1057-nucleotide messenger RNA. RefSeq names its product cysteine proteinase inhibitor 12-like. The record is from RefSeq and is a predicted model, not a curated record. The coding region runs from base 75 to 821 and encodes 248 amino acids. Gene Ontology annotation, molecular function: cysteine-type endopeptidase inhibitor activity. The transcript has 4 exons. NCBI's taxonomy places the organism in Eukaryota, Viridiplantae, Streptophyta, Magnoliopsida, Poales, Poaceae.